Messenger RNA from Dacryopinax primogenitus, 970 nucleotides. RefSeq lists its product as uncharacterized. The transcript is spliced from 4 exons. The coding region runs from base 525 to 860 and encodes 111 amino acids. The record is from RefSeq and is a predicted model, not a curated record. NCBI's taxonomy places the organism in Eukaryota, Fungi, Basidiomycota, Dacrymycetes, Dacrymycetales, Dacrymycetaceae.
CGGUACACAGCUAUCUAUGUAUAUCCCCGCAGGGGAACAGAAGGCUAACUUGGGAAGCCGGAGACGACACCGCAGACCAUUCAGGUCCGAUCGGCCUUCUUCCCGAGAAUAUUAAUAUUGAUCCUUCUGCGCUUACUUGUACCGCAGGUUCUUCCGGAACUCCGGUUGACAGCGCUUAUCAUUACGCACACGACUGCUGUCACAGAUCUGUCAACUUGUUACGAUGUCCGCACAUGUUGUUCAUUCUAUUUAUGGCUACUUUUGCGGAUUGAGGGAUCGUCUGAAUUGUGCCUCCAAGCGACGGUCAGAAGAUCAUGCGGCCUGAAUCGAGAGUAACAGGCCAUCUUCCCACGCUGCCUUCCGGAGCAGGGAGGUCAAGCGCAACAUUCUCCAAGAAACAUUUAAAAAUGUGACAAUUUUGUUUUCUGUUGGACUUUUGUCGCAAAUUCCCUACCUGUUUCAAUUCCCAAAUUAUUCUUUCUUCGACCGUCCGACUGGCGACUCUGUUCGAAUUUAUCGACUGCAUGCCACCUGCGAAGUUUCGUGGUCUUUCCGACACUCUCGGGACUUUGUUCCAGAACGACUCUUUCAAGUUCGAGAUGGUUGGCCUUACGCCUGAGAACAAGCACUACAACCUCCAAAUCAAGCGAGUCGAUGGCGAAGACCACGUACUGGCGUUCAUAAUCGCGCCGCGCACUGCGUACGCAACGCCAAGCGAGUUCCGUCGCGCACUCAAGCAAUCUGGACGUGAGGGCGGUCACAAAACUGAGCUGGCUAACGGAACGCUUCCUUUUCCGACCAGGGCCAUGAUCGAUGUCAUAAUCCAACCUCACGGCUUCAUACCACCGUGUUCUGUUUAAACAGGUAAAACACUGGUAACAUAAGGAGCCGCGUCUUGGGGCUGUGGAAUUCCUGCUGUUAUAUGUAUGUAAUUUGUACUGUGCCCAAGCGGGAUGUAGACGUGUAAUCC